UGAUGGAUCCUCCCUUUCCGCUGUCCCCUUACACUUAGCACUCUCUCCCUCCCAUUUCUCCCUUGCUUUUCAUUCUCAUUCUCUUUUCCAUUUUCAUUUUUCUCUUCUGAUCCAUGUCAAUCAACCUUCAUUUUUCAUUCAUUAACAUCUACUACUAGUAGUAACAGCCAACCUUUUUGAUUCCUAAUUAAUAAUGGAUGAACAUAACAUCCAGGACGACGAUAAGGACAAAGAGGCCCUCGCCGGUCUCUCCUCCGUCCCACCUCCCCAACGCAAGAUGCAUUCCUACAGCCAGCAGCUACGCGCCAACUCCGCGCAUAAGCGUCACCACCAAGUCCGCAAGCACAGCCUAGAUGACAUCCCCAAGCCCUCCGACCAUUACUACAACAACGAAGACUCUUCCGAUGACGACAUCUUCGCCCGAAAUUCCAACAAUGCCUCCGGUGAAGAUUAUAUUAUCACUCACUCUCAGAGGCUCGACCAGAACCUCUCCUUGGACAGUGGUUGCCCCCCCGAUGAUUCCCGCAAUUUCCAGCCUCUGCCCGAGUUCAUUGGCGCUGGAGGUACCAACGGUAUUUUCAAGGUCCCUAUGCGCGCCACCGUCCACCCUAGGCGCCCACCUUGCCUCGAGCUCAGGCCCCACCCUCUCAGGGAGACUCAAGUAGGGAAGUUCUUGAGGAACAUCGCUUGCACCGACAAACAGCUGUGGGCAGGCCAAGAGUGUGGGGUUCGCUUUUGGAGGUUCCAGGACGCUUAUCAACCUGGCCUUGGUACCAAAGUGAGGAGGGGUGAUGAGGAUGCUGCGCCCUUUCAGGAGUCUGGCAACACCGCCCCUACCAUCUGUUUGCUGGUAGAUAGCGCGAAUAGGUUGGUUUGGAGUGGACACAAGGAUGGAAAAAUUAGGUCUUGGAAGAUGGAUCACGCUGCGGAUGAACCUUCUCCUUUCAAGGAAGGCUUGUCAUGGCAGGCGCAUCGUGGUUCUGUUCUUUCUAUCGUCAUGAGCUCCUAUGGUGACUUGUGGUCAGGUGGCGAGGGCGGUGUUAUUAAGAUUUGGCCAUGGGAAUCCAUUGAAAAAUCUCUCUCUCUUAGACCUGAGGAAAAACACAUGGCUGCUUUAUUGGUAGAGAGGUCAUUCAUAGACCUAAGAAGCCAAGUCACUGUUAAUGGUAACUGUAGCAUUUCUUCCUCGGAUAUCAAGUGCUUGGUUUCCGACCGUGUAAGAGCCAAAGUUUGGUGCGCUCAGCCUCUUUCCUUCUCGCUAUGGGAUGCUCGCACGAAGGAGCUUCUCAAAGUAUUUAAUAUUGAGGGUCAGACUGAAAAUCGUGUAGACAUGCCAUCUUCAGAUCAAGGAGGCGCCGUAGAAGAUGAGAUGAAGGUGAAAUUUGUUUCCAGUUCUAAAAAGGAGAAAUCUGGGGGUUUUUUGCAAAGAUCCCGGAAUGCUAUAAUGGGAGCUGCAGAUGCUGUCCGUAGAGUUGCAACAAGAGGAGCAGGGGCAUUUGCAGAAGACAAUAAGAGGACUGAAGCACUAGUACUAGCUGCAGAUGGGACAAUAUGGAGUGGAUGUACGAAUGGCCUACUUGUGCAGUGGGAUGGAAGUGGAGUUCGCUUGCAAGAUGUUAGUCACCACCCUUGUGCAGUACAGUGCUUUUGUGCUUUCGGUGCACGAAUUUAUGUAGGCUAUGUUAGUGGGAUGGUCCAGGUGAUGGAUCUUGAGGGGAACCUGGUUGCCGGAUGGAUGGCUCACAACGGUCCUGUGAUAAAAUUGGCAGCUGGCGAUGGCUAUAUCUUCAGCUUGGCUACUCACGGGGGUAUACGUGGGUGGAGCAUCUCAUCUCCAGGGCCAAUUGAUAGCUUAUUACGAACAGACCUAGCAGAAAAAGAACCAAUUUACUCAAGACAAGACAAUGUCAGGAUGCUUGUUGGAACGUGGAAUGUUGGUCAAGGAAGAGCCUCUCAGGAAGCACUCAUGUCAUGGUUGGGUUCUGUUGUAUCAGACGUUGGCAUUGUUGUUGUUGGCUUACAAGAAGUGGAAAUGGGUGCAGGUUUCCUUGCAAUGUCUGCAGCUAAAGAAACCGUAGGACUCGAAGGGAGUUCUAUUGGGCAUUGGUGGCUUGACACAAUUGGCAAGGCCUUGGAUGAAAACACAACAUUUGAACGGAUGGGUUCUAGGCAGCUGGCAGGAUUGCUGGUUUCUCUUUGGGCAAGGAAGAGUAUUAGAACACAUGUUGGGGACAUUGAUGCGGCAGCAGUUCCGUGUGGCUUCGGUCGAGCUAUUGGCAAUAAGGGAGGUGUAGGUUUGAGGAUCAGAGUGUAUGAUCGGUUAAUCUGCUUUGUUAACUGUCACCUAGCUGCACAUUUGGAAGCAGUAAACCGCCGAAAUGCAGACUUCGAUCAUAUCUUUCGAAAUAUGUCCUUCUCCCGCUCAUCGAAUCUACUCAAUAAUGCAGCUGGUAUGGUGCGAUUACUGUUUUUCUGUUGCUCUCUUGCGUUCUCCACAUAUUUAUUUAGGCUGCUUUAUUCUUCUGGCUUGCCACUGGUGCUCUCUGUUGCAGCUGGAGCCUCCGCUGCUGUUCAAACGACUCGGGUCACAAAUGCUGCAGGUGUUAACACUGAAGAAACAAAGCUUGAUUUAGCUGAAGCAGAUAUGGUUGUGUUUCUUGGCGAUUUUAACUAUCGCCUGUUUGGUAUAUCUUAUGAUGAAGCUAGGGACUUUGUUUCUCAAAGAUGCUUCGAUUGGCUUAGAGAGAAGGAUCAGCUGAGGGCAGAGAUGAAAGCGGGUAAGGUUUUCCAAGGAAUGCGUGAGGCCAUUAUCAGAUUCCCUCCCACCUACAAGUUUGAAAGGCACAGACCUGGCUUGGCAGGUUAUGAUUCUGGCGAAAAGAAGCGCAUUCCUGCAUGGUGUGACAGAGUGAUAUAUCGUGAUAACAGGUCUGGACCGGUCGAUGAGUGCAGUUUGGAAUGUCCGAUAGUCUCCUCUAUUUUACUGUACGAGGCUUGCAUGGACGUUACGGAGAGUGACCACAAACCAGUGCGUUGCAAAUUCCACAGUACAAUAGCACAUGUAGAUAGAUCAGUAAGGAGACAAGCGUUUGGGGAAGUCUUGCAGGUGAAUAAGAAAGUUAAGGCUAUUCUUGAUGAAUUACGUUAUGUCCCAGAAACAGUUGUUAGCACCAACAACAUUGUCCUUCAAAACCAGGACACAUCAAUCCUCCGAAUCACCAACAAAUGUGAAAAGGAUAAAGCUAUAUUUAGAAUCGUUUGUGAAGGUCAGUCCACUGUGAAGGAUGAGGAGGACACGGCUGAGUACCAUCCAAGAGGCUCCUUUGGCUUUCCACGGUGGCUCGAGGUUACACCAGCUGCUGGCAUCAUCAAACCAGAACAGUCUGUGGAGGUUGCGGUCCAUCAUGAAGAGUUCCACACCCUAGAAGAUCUUGUUGAUGGCAUCCCGCAGAACUGGUGGUGUGAAGACACUCGUGAUAAGGAAGUGGUAUUGACGGUGUCUAUAAACGGCAGUUGCUCAACAGAAACAAAAAGCCAUCAGAUCCGCGUGCGUCACUGCUUCUCAGCAAAGACAGUCCGCAUCGACUCAAAGUCCAGCACCAGCAAGAAAAGCCAAGGAGGUAGCAGGAAGAUCAGCAGCUCCUCAGAUGCGAUUGAUGAUUCCAGGAACUGACAUAACCCUUGAAGCUAGAAGUGAGGUCUGUAUGUAGAACAUAUAUAGGGCAGAUGUAGAUGCAAUGCAAGGCAACAACUGGAAGGAGCUAGCGCUGCCUGUGCGUGUGCCUGAGCCUGAGGCAAGGAGGUCUGUGGUUGCCUCAGUCAUUCAUUCCAUUUUAUUCACAACUCAAGUCAGUUUCUUGAUGUAAAUACUAAAAGAAGCAUGGCAACUAUUUGAGAUGUUGGGUUGGGACUGUUGAUUUGAUUUGUUAAGUUGUUGUGGCUUCUUUUCUCUUAUAUUUAGCAAUCCAUAUUCUUUUCAUGUAUUCACGGACUACUACAAGCAUUCCUUGCUUGAAGGCAGCACAGUGUAAUGUUUCUGAAUGAUUUAUUUAAUUUUCUAUUUAUUUAUUUAA
Molecule: messenger RNA, 4073 nt
Organism: Gossypium raimondii (Peruvian cotton)
Lineage: Eukaryota; Viridiplantae; Streptophyta; Magnoliopsida; Malvales; Malvaceae
Product: type I inositol polyphosphate 5-phosphatase 12
Exons: 10
Coding region: 194-3673 (1159 amino acids)
Biological process (GO): phosphatidylinositol dephosphorylation
Molecular function (GO): phosphatase activity; protein binding
Source: RefSeq, a predicted model, not a curated record